UCUCUGCACGCAUCCUUCCCUCUCGUUGACUGUUUACUCCAUCAAUGGCGGAAGCGGCUUAAGUCUCAAAGAAUAAAAGUAGAAAACAGACGGACAAAAGGAAGAAUAGCAGCAACAUAUGCCCUGUUCUCCUCAAGUCCAAGUGAGUUCACUGAUUGAAGACAGGCUGCUGUGGAUCCUAGCCAUGGAUGAAAAGAUGACACCUUUGGACUGCCUGCUGCCCUCAGGCAAACAGAGGAUCUGUCUGAUCAUACUGAACCAGCCGCUGGAUAAGGACCACCUACAUAUCCUCUGGAGUAAAGCUCUCUUGAGGGCAUGUGCUGAUGGAGCUGCUAAUCACCUUCAUAACAUCACAGCUGGGGAUCGCGACAGCUUUCUCCCCGACUAUAUCAGUGGGGAUUUUGAUUCCAUUACAGCAGAGGUCAAAGCUUUCUAUGCAGACAAGGGGUGCAAGCUGAUAGAAACAGCUGACCAGGAUCUUACGGACUACACCAAAUGUCUUGCAAUCAUGGUGGAGGAGAUUCAGAAGCGACAGCUACAGGUGGAUACAAUAGUGACACUGGGUGGUCUGGCGGGCAGAUUUGACCAGGCCAUGGCAUCUGUGGAAACUCUCUACCACGCUCUGUCAAUGACACAACUCCCUCUGUUGAUCAUACAGGGAAAAAGCUUGGCAUAUCUACUCAGACCUGGCAGCCACAGACUGGAGGUGAAUACAGGUCUGGAGGGGGACUGGUGCAGCCUGAUUCCAGUAGGUGGACCCUGCCAGACACUCACCACUGGGCUCAAAUGGAACCUGAAUAAUGACGUCCUGCAGUUUGGCAAGCUAGUAAGCACCUCCAACACUUAUGAGCCCACUGACCCCGGAAAGCCCAGGAAGGCCGUAACCGUGACCACAGACCAGCCUCUUCUUUGGAGCAUGGGCAUCGGUAAAAACGGGGAAUGACAAAGAA
This is a messenger RNA of Pundamilia nyererei, 950 nucleotides long. It is a transcript of the gene tpk1, whose product is annotated as thiamin pyrophosphokinase 1. Gene Ontology annotation, molecular function: thiamine diphosphokinase activity; ATP binding; thiamine binding. The record is from RefSeq and is a predicted model, not a curated record. Gene Ontology annotation, biological process: thiamine diphosphate biosynthetic process; thiamine metabolic process. NCBI's taxonomy places the organism in Eukaryota, Metazoa, Chordata, Actinopteri, Cichliformes, Cichlidae. Bases 119 to 943 code for a protein of 274 amino acids. The transcript is spliced from 9 exons.